AUGGCUGCUGGAGGAGGAUGCGGGGAGACGGUGGAGCAGUGCCGGGCGGAGGUGGAGCGUUUGACCCGUGAGCUGGCGGAGGCGAACCGGGAGAAGAUUCGGGCUGCGGAGUGCGGUCUGGUGGUUCUGGAGGAGAACCAGACCCUGAAGCAGCAAUAUUCGGAUCUAGAGGCCGAGCAAGAGGCGCUCCGACAGGAGCUGGAGCAGCUACAAGAGGUAUCAACCACUUAAAACACACUAUUAAAUAACACCCAAAGUUAACCAUAAACAUUGGCCCAUGUGAUAUAAGUUAAGUGCUUGCUGGAAAUGUAUUCGUAAACAUGCAUUUAUUAGUUAGCCUCCAAAUCCAACUUCCUUCAGCCCCCAGGCGGGUGGGCUACAUCCCCUCCAAGGGAUGGGUGAUGUCAGCGAGAUUUGGGCAGGCCCCCCCGCCUCAUCCCCAGAAGUUGGCACCAGUCAGACACCCCACAGCGGGUCUGAGUCUGUCAGAGAUACACAGGCCUCAGCAGAGAACUGGGAGGGGACGGCGAGGGCUUUGUUGUCCGAGCAGGGAGUAGCGUAG
Coregonus sp. 'balchen' is the source of this 562-nucleotide messenger RNA. The record is from the annotation of a GenBank genome assembly. Lineage: Eukaryota; Metazoa; Chordata; Actinopteri; Salmoniformes; Salmonidae.